Molecule: messenger RNA, 1419 nt
Organism: Fraxinus pennsylvanica
Lineage: Eukaryota; Viridiplantae; Streptophyta; Magnoliopsida; Lamiales; Oleaceae
Source: the annotation of a GenBank genome assembly
AUGAGGGAAAUUUGGGUUUUGGUCUUUUUAUUUUGGGGUGGUGGGUUUGCUGAAGGGCUUGGUGUGAACUGGGGUACAAUGGCAACCCACAAGUUGCCUCCCAAAGAUGUGGUGCAGAUGCUGAAAGACAAUGGAAUAAAGAAGGUGAAACUGUUUGAUGCAGAUCAGUCAACCAUGAGUGCUUUGGCUGGCACAGACUUUGAAGUCAUGGUUGCAAUACCGAAUGACCAGUUAGCUGUCAUGGGAAAUUACAAUCGAGCCAAGGAGUGGGUCAGGCGCAAUGUCACCCGAUACAAUUUCAAUGGCGGUGUCAAUAUCAAAUAUGUGGCAGUUGGUAAUGAGCCUUUCCUCACUUCCUACAACAACUCAUUCUUGAACACAACCUUCCCAGCUCUUCAGAACAUUCAGAAUGCCUUGAAUGACGCAGGGGUAGGGGAUUCCAUAAAAGCAACUGUGCCUUUGAAUGCUGAUGUUUAUGGUUCCCCACCAGACAAUCCUAUCCCGUCUGCUGGAACGUUCCGGACCGAUAUCCUUGGACAAAUGACCCAGAUUGUUCAAUUUCUAAACAAGAAUAAGGCACCCUUCACUGUAAAUAUAUACCCUUUCUUGAGUCUUUAUGCCAACGAGCACUUCCCUGUUGAUUAUGCCUUCUUUGAUGGGGUGAGUAAUCCUAUUGUUGAUAAUGGAAUUCCAUACACUAAUGUCUUCGAUGCCAACUUCGACACCUUGGUGGCAUCACUCAAAGCUGUUGGGUAUGGAGACAUGACCAUUAUUGUUGGGGAGGUGGGAUGGCCGACAGAUGGGGACAGGAAUGCCAAUAUAAAUUUUGCUUUGAGGUUCUAUAGAGGGCUUUUACCUAGACUUGCAGCCAAUAAAGGAACCCCUGUUCGGCCUGGGUAUAUAGAAGUUUAUUUGUUUGGACUUAUUGAUGAGGAUGCCAAGAGUAUAGCUCCUGGUAAUUUUGAACGCCACUGGGGCAUCUUCAGAUAUGAUGGGCAACCCAAGUUCCCUAUGGAUCUUUCAGGUCAGCUACAAGACAAGUAUCUUGUGGGUGCCCAAAAUGUGCAAUAUCUUCCUAAGAAAUGGUGUGUGCUGAGACCAGAUGUCAAGGAUAUAAGCAAACUAGCAGAAAACAUUAAUUAUGCUUGUACCUUUUCAGACUGCACGACCCUUGGGUAUGGUUCUUCCUGCAACGGAUUGGAUCCCAAUGGGAAUGCCACAUACGCAUUUAAUAUGUAUUUCCAGGUCCAGAAUCAGGAAGAUUUGAGCUGUAAUUUUCAGGGUCUCGCCAUGGUGACUGAUCAGAACGUAUCUCAGGGGAACUGCAACUUUCCGAUUCAGAUAGCUACUUCUUAUUCUUCAAACUUGUCCCCCACGGCUUUGGUAUUUUUAAUAUCAUUCAUUAUUUUAUUGCUAUAG